AUGAAUUCAAGCUUUACUACUGGUCCCUCUGACGUUGAGUCUCAGUUUUCUACUUCUGAGACUAAUGUUAUGAGUACUAUAGAAGCUAGACCUUUACCUUUUGAAUCUAUGACCUACCCUAUACCUUCUUCUUCUCCAGCCUACCCUAGACCUUCUUCUACAGCUGAAGGGUCUAAUAUAGAAGAAAAAGGCUCUGGAGGCUAUAUUAUUAUAGAGGGUCUUUUUCCUAGGGUUUUAUUACCUGAAAUCCCUAAUAAUGAGAGAGAAUAUCUCGUUUCUUGCAUAAGCUGUUCUUAUAGAAAGUUAGAAAAAGCAUUGCUACUAGUAAAAAAGAAUAAUCUAUCUUUUAGGGUUCUUUCUUCUAGCUCUUUUCAAGAGCUAUUAAGCUAUUAUAAUAAGCUAAUAGGCUUUCAUAACCUAACUGAGAGCCAUACUGGGUGCUUAAAAAUAUCUUUAGGGUUAGAAGAAGAGGAACCUGAAAGCCCUGCUUUUAAUAGCCUUAUUAGCCGGAUUAGAAGGCUUAUAACUAUUCUAAAGUAUACCCAAGAGCCUAAAAUGCUAUUAAGCGAGGCUAUUGAGAAGUAUACUAAGGAGGGCUUAUUUGAGUCUGAGAAGCGGCAUAUUCCUUUAGAUAAUUCUACACGCUGGAACUCUACUUAUUUUAUGCUUAGACCUUCUAUUAAGCUUCAGGGUCAAGCUUAUACUACAAUUUCUCAGGGCUUAGAGGAUUUGCAGUUAGGCUAUAACCGAAAGCAAGAUAAGGGUUAA
Molecule: messenger RNA, 768 nt
Organism: Fusarium vanettenii 77-13-4
Lineage: Eukaryota; Fungi; Ascomycota; Sordariomycetes; Hypocreales; Nectriaceae
Exons: 13
Coding region: 1-768 (255 amino acids)
Source: RefSeq, a predicted model, not a curated record